Molecule: messenger RNA, 1165 nt
Organism: Trichomonas vaginalis G3
Lineage: Eukaryota; Parabasalia; Trichomonadida; Trichomonadidae
Product: armadillo (ARM) repeat-containing protein family
Exons: 1
Source: RefSeq, a predicted model, not a curated record
AUGGUCCAAUUACUCGAAAAUGUCGAAAUUCAGUACGAUGAUAUUAUUCUUAUCGAAAGUUUCAUCAAUAAAGAGCCAUUUCUCACUGCAAUCAAGCUCUGUUCAAGGAAAGUACAGAAUACAAUCAUCAAUACCUCAAGAUCCCUCAGUCCAAAAUUAUAUAAAUUUAUUUCAUCGAAUUUGGGCAUUGUUGAGGAGAUCAAUGAUCUAUAUGAUGAAAAUCCAACAGUAAGGAAGAGCUUUAUCAAGAAAUCAGUCUCUUUCUUUGAAAAUGAGAAAUUAUUUCCAAUAAUUGAAACAAUUUUAUCGAGACACAUCGAUAACAAUGCAGAAGUAAGAUUAAUGGUACUAAGUAUUGCGGAAAUCGCAAUAAAAAGAGAUAUAAAACCAUUGCUUUCUUCAUCAUUUGAUUCUUUAUCAGAAAGAAUCACAGAUAAUGACGAAAGAGUCAGAAUGAAAACUUUGGAAAUAAUCUCUAAGUAUCCAAAUGUUCCUUUCAUAUUGAUGAAGAAAGGUGCACAAAGAAUUGCUGACAAAAACAAUUCAAUUCAAUAUUUGGCGGCAAAAUUGACAUCUAAUUUGGUCAUUUCACUUUUUGACAAAAUGAAUCAAACAAAUGAAGAACAACCAAAUGAAAACUUAAAUGACAACGAAGAAAUCAUCGAUGAUGACGUGAGUUUUAUCAAUCUAAAAACAAGAAAUUCAUAUGAAGAAAAUGUCACUUUUUAUACUAAAAAGAAAACUUCAACUAGAGAAAGAAUUAACUCAAGAAAAGAAGAAGAAAAUGUCACUUUUCUUUAUCCAAAGAAAUCUUCAAAGGAAGGAAAAUUUGAUUCUAGAAGUGACAACGAAAAUGUCACUUUUUAUAAUCCAAAGAAAACUUCAACUAGAGAAAGAAUUAACUCAAGAAAUGAUGAAGAAAAUAUUGUUAUUCAUUAUGAAGAUAUUUUAAGAAAUAAUAAAGGGAUUGACAAAGAAAUUACAUAUUUUAUGACUUUGUGGAUUGACCAUUCGAGUGAAAAUCAUUUGAUACAAAACAUGAUGAAUGAAAUUCACUCAAAAACAGGUUUGAAGUUCAUUGUUUCUCAUUGUAAUUCUUCUCCUCAAAAAUUGUUUAUUUCAUUGUCAAAUGUCACUUUACAUGGCAAAGAAAUUCUAACAUGUG